Lytechinus pictus (painted urchin) is the source of this 3138-nucleotide messenger RNA. RefSeq lists its product as uncharacterized. The coding region runs from base 1 to 3138 and encodes 1045 amino acids. The transcript has a single exon. NCBI's taxonomy places the organism in Eukaryota, Metazoa, Echinodermata, Echinoidea, Temnopleuroida, Toxopneustidae. The record is from RefSeq and is a predicted model, not a curated record.
AUGGAACGCUGCCCUCAGACUACAUCCGAUGCCAGAGGGCCAGCAACAUUAUCAACAUCUCAUCAAGAAACUCAUACAGGUGAUGUGAAUUCUACACUAUCCCAACCUCGUGUUGCCCCAUCCUCAACUCCCAAGAUGGCGCGGAUGAAAUUCCCAACCUUUAGUGGGGAUUUGAAGGAUUACAGACGAUUCAAGGAGCUGUUUGUCCACUGUGCAGGAGGCUUAACUGAGAUUGAGUGCUUCUACCAGCUCACAGAGUCAAUGAUCAACAACAGAGAGCGCAACAUGAUAAAAGGAUGUGUUAGUGUUGCUCGUGCAUGGGAGAUAUUGGAUGAAUACUAUGGAGAUCCAGACAAGGUGGUUGAUAGUCUUCUAAAAGAACUUGAUGACCUGAAGCCAUAUGAACAUAAAGGAAAGAUUAGUCUACCUGCAAUGAAACGGUUUGUCCAAACCUUACUAACAUUUGAAAACCAAGCAGAGACUGUUGGCCUGGAAGGAGAGCUGAAUAGCAGGAUAAUGUUGAGCAACAUUAGACAGAAGCUGCCAGAAGAGCAUCGCAUAGCUUUCUUCAAGAGUGUGAGAGAUGAGCAUACUUCUGAUACAUUGACUGGCCUUUUGAAGUGGCUCUACAGCCAGUUGCUAUUGCUUGAUAAGGCCAAGCUUACUCAUGCAGAGACACCAAUGCCAUCUAAAAAUGACAAGACCAGUAGGUGCUCUAACUCCGCCACAGUUCAUCCCUCUCCAAAACAACGUGGGAAAGGUUCUCAACCCGAGGUGCCAAAGUGUGCAUUACACAGGGAUUCUCGCGCACACUAUCUCAAAACCUGUAAGAAGUUCCGUGGACUAGAUCUGAAAGAGAAAUAUGAUAUUAUGGAGAAGAAUAACAUUUGCAGGCGUUGUGGGCAUAACAACUGUGCAGCUGGGAAACCUCCACAUAAUCUCAGAUCCUGUCAAUUUGCUUCCCCCUGUAUUAUCCGCACAUGUGGAAGUGAUUCUCAUUUCUCAGCUAUCUGUCCAGUGGUGUAUGGGAAUAGUGCAAGUUCCUCAAGCCAGUGGAUUGAACCCUCAGGGCUGUUGAAUGCCAGUGCAAGUUCCUUUGUUCCAGACCAAACUCAAGCUAAUGUUUAUACUGCCACAGGAACUCAAUUAAGUGGUAUUCUCCCAACAGUUAUGGGGUACGUUCGGAUUCGCAACACUCGUCAUUUGGUUCGCAUACUGCUUGAUGGUGGUAGUCAGGCAACCCUUAUCAGAGAGGGGAUCCUACCUAGGAUGGAAGAUGAUAGGUACCAAGAUCAUGAGCUAACACUGGUUGGAGGUAAAAUGAUUUCACGUAAAUUAAGACUGAUCGAUUGCUACCUAGAGGAUCUGGAGAGUAAACGGUCUUACCCACUAACAAUGACAGAGAUCGACAAGCCUUGUGGGAAUGCUCCAAUCAUUCAAGCUGAAGAUCUUAACCAAUAUGACCACUUGAGAGGUGUCGAGAUCAACACACCUGCUUCUACAACCAUUGAUGUACUGCUGGGAGUAGAUAACACCAAUCUGAUGAUCUGGGAAGAGUAUGUACGUGGUCAUAAAUCACAAGAUCCUAUUGCUGUUCGUUGCCCACUUGGAUGGUACAUCCAGGGAGGCCGUUUUGCAGGUGCCAAUCCACUCUUGAACUACCUGAACAUCUCAGCCACCGGACCAGUAGAAGAGUUCAUGGGUCUUGAGACGGUUGGUCUUGAACCACGGAGAUGUCAUUGCGCAGAUGAAGUGUUGAAUAAGAGUGCGACCGAGUCAAUGCAGAAGAGUGUCACUCAACUUCCUGAUGGAUCGUACCAGAUAGAUCUACCAUGGAAGAAGCAACCAGACGAUCUUCCAGACAAUUACUUGUAUGCAGUUAAGAGAUUGAGAAGUCUGGAGCACCAGUUUGCUAACCGUCAAGAAGAAUGGGAGGUAUACUGCAAACAGAUGAAGGACCAGCAAAUGAGGGGCGUCUCCCGUCAUAUCAGUAAAGCACAGUUACAGAAAGAGAGAGAUGAAGGAAAGAAAAUGUGGUUCCUACCUCAUUUCGCUGUCAAGAAGGACUCCAAGUCAACCCCAGUACGAGUGGUAUAUGAUGCCAAAGCAAGAUUCCAGGGCCAUUCACUCAAUAGAUAUCUUGUGAAGGGUGACAACAUCAACAAUGACAUUUUUGAUGUUGCCUUAAGAUUCAGAGAAAAUGAAGUUGGUGUCAUAGCAGAUAUCUCUAAGAUGUUUCAAGCAAUCAAGAUAAGACCUGAUGAUGCCCGCUUUCAUAGAUUUCUGUUCCGUGAGAAGCCUACUGAGCCCAUUGAAGUCUAUGAACUGACAACAGUAACCUUUGGGGAUAAGCCGUCUCCAACAGCUGCGAUUGUGACAUUACGGCAUGUAGUCGAAGAGCAUGCACCAGAUGAUGAGCAGCUGAGAAAAGUCAUCACUGAUCAGUUUUACAUGGAUGACCUCAACGAGUCAGUAGCCAAUGUGCAAGAAGCUCUUGAUCUGAAAGUAAAACUUACUGAGACUCUCAGGAAGGGUAAAUUUGCCAUAAGAAAAUGGCAAUCAAAUGCCAAAGUGAUUUGUGACGAGUCAGAAGAUGACAGCAAUGCUAUGGUACUUGGGACCAAGUGGGAUCUCAGCAAAGACACACUGAAGGUUAAAGAAGUCAACCCAUGUAAAGAUGCUCCAACAAAACGUAACAUUCUGGGACAGCUAGCUUCUUACUAUGAUGUCUUCGGCAUCCUAUCAGGGAUUCUUGUACGUCCAAAAAUACUCUUGCAGAAGUUAUGGCAACUGAACUUUGACUGGGACACGUGCCUGGACAGGAAGAGUACACUGUAUGCUAUGCUAGACGGGAUAUACAAGGACCUCCAGCAGAUCGAUGGUGUAGAAAUUCCUAGAUGCUUGAUUCCAACACAAUUCAAGGGAAUGAGACCACUACCUGAGGUUUCUCUACACGGAGCGAGUGACGCAUCGGAAGAUGCAAUGGGUAUGGUGGUCUGGUUGAGAUGGUCUCACCCUAAGGACACUGAUGCUCAUUUAUCAUUUGUUUGUGCACGAGCCAGAGUCACUCCUUUGAAACAGCGCAAGGAAUUUUGUGUGUGUUAUUGUCUUCAGUUAGGCAUUCAUGUGGAUGAAUAA